This is a messenger RNA of Erigeron canadensis, 1777 nucleotides long. Its product is annotated as protein NUCLEAR FUSION DEFECTIVE 4-like. Gene Ontology annotation, biological process: transmembrane transport. Gene Ontology annotation, molecular function: transmembrane transporter activity. The record is from RefSeq and is a predicted model, not a curated record. Bases 89 to 1651 code for a protein of 520 amino acids. NCBI's taxonomy places the organism in Eukaryota, Viridiplantae, Streptophyta, Magnoliopsida, Asterales, Asteraceae. The transcript is spliced from 2 exons. Gene Ontology annotation, cellular component: membrane.
UUAGUACUCCGUACAAAACUCGACCAAACGGCCGUAACCCAACUGCUAAAUUCAUUUCAUUUAAUUUUAAAGAAUUGUAUUAGCAAUAAUGCAAAAGAGCAAAUGGAUAGCCACGGUUGCAAGCAUAUGGAUCCAGUGCAGCUGCGGUCCAUCCUACGCUUUCGGAAUCUACUCAGCUGUACUGAAAUCCAGCCAAGAUUACGAUCAAUCCACUCUCGACACCGUCUCAGUUUUCAAAGACAUCGGGGCUAAUAUUGGAAUUCUAUCUGGUCUGCUUUACCAUGCGGUCACAUAUAAUAACAGAACCAAUUCAACCUCUCGUUUUGGGGGGUCGGCGGGUUUACCCUUGGUUUACUUGGCUGGAGCGGUUCAGUUCUUUGCAGGCUACUUUCUGAUGUGGUUGUCUGUUACGGGAGUCAUUAACAAGCCUCCUGUAUUGGUCAUGUGUUUGUUCAUGUUCAUGGGUGCACACGCCCAAACCUUUUUUAACACCGCAAAUAUUGUUGUUGCGGUUCAGAACUUCCCUGAUUAUAGCGGAACAACUGUUGGCGUUAUGAAGGGAUUUCUUGGUCUAAGUGGAGCAAUAUUAAUACAAGUCUACUCGACACUAUUUGAUGGCAAUCCUACAAGCUUCUUACUUAUGCUUGCUUUUUUUCCAACACUCGUGUCUCUCUUACUCAUGUUUUUCGUUCAUAUAAAUCCCGGGGACACCACCAACGACAAACAUCAUUUGAAUGAUUUCUCAUUGAUCGCGCUCAUUGUGGCUGCAUAUCUAAUGAUCAUAAUCAUCUUUGAAAACAUCUUCACUUUCCCAUCAUGGGCUCACAUCCUCGCCACCACCAUUCUUUUCAUUUUGCUUUCGUCCCCUCUCAAAGUAGCAUUGGCAGCCCAAAAAGGUGAACAACAAACACCACCGCCCAUCAUGGCUCCGCUGAUCAUAACUUCAGAGACUAAUGAGGGUGUACCAAAUGAUGUACAAGUAGAAAUGAAUCUAUUACAAGCCAUGGGAACUAUUAACUUCUGGUUGUUGUUUGUACCUAUGGUUUUUGGGAUGGGGUCAGGGUUGGCAACAAUCAACAAUAUAUCUCAGAUAGGCCAGUCUCUUGACUACUCUACGGCUGAAAUCAAUGCAAUGGUUUCUCUAUGGAGUAUAUGGAACUUUCUAGGCCGGUUUGGUGGUGGAUUUGUAUCUGAUAUUUUCCUACACAGAUAUGGAUGGGGCCGGCCAGUGUUCAUCUCGAUUACACAAGCAACAAUGGUCAUUGGCCAUUUAAUCAUUGGCUUGGGUGGGAAUCUGUACAUUGGUUCUGUAAUAGUGGGCAUUUGCUAUGGAUCACAAUGGUCAUUGAUGCCUACAAUCACUUCGGACAUAUUUGGAGUGAAGCAUAUGGGGACUAUUUUCAACACUAUCGCGGCAGCUAACCCCAUCGGUUCAUAUUUGCUUUCUGUGCAAGUGAUUGGAAGCAUUUACGACAAGGAAACACAAGCAGGAGGGGGUUCGUGCUAUGGCAUUCAUUGUUUUAUGCUUUCUUAUUUUAUAUUUGCCGGUGUUUGUAUGUUUGGGUUUCUUGUUUCAUUGGUGUUGUUUUUCCGCACAAGGGAAUUUUACGCAUCAAUCUUGCAAAGACGCUCAAAGCAACUUCAGUUUUAGCCAAAACACAAGAGAGAAUGACCUUUGUGUUGCAAGUCAUUAUAUAAAAAUUGGAUUGUAUUAUUGUUUUAUAAUUUAUACAUUCAUUUUUUUAAUAGAAACUCAAUUAUGUUGGGUACUUUACUA